Messenger RNA from Rhipicephalus microplus (southern cattle tick), 2206 nucleotides. Its product is annotated as papilin. The record is from RefSeq and is a predicted model, not a curated record. Lineage: Eukaryota; Metazoa; Arthropoda; Arachnida; Ixodida; Ixodidae. Gene Ontology annotation, molecular function: serine-type endopeptidase inhibitor activity.
GCUGCGUACCGAUACCAGCGAGUUCGCAGGUGUUAUAAGGUGCGACUUUUUGGGAUGGUCGCGCGUGUCACCCUUGGACGUCCGUGACGGCACCAUGAAGACGUUCGUGUUCCUGGCCCUCUUCGGCGCGGCUGUCGCCGCCGUCGAUUUCGACAAGCAAUGCGUGCCCACAGCUGAUCCCGGGCCAUGCAAGGGUUUCAUGCCUAUGUGGUGGUACAACAUAUUCACGAGCCAGUGCGAGGAGUUCAUCUACGGCGGUUGCCAAGGGAACGACAACAGAUACCCGACCAAGGAAGAAUGCGAGAAGACCUGCGCCGAAGCAUCAGCGACGUGGGACGUGAACGCUGGGCGUAGGCUCCUUGAAGUGCACAACUUCGCCUGCCUCGGGAAGCCUGACCCCGGACCAUGCCAUGCAUCCAUUACGCGCUACUACUACGACAACGUUACCAGUACCUGCAAGGAGUUCACCUACGGAGGCUGCCAGGGCAACUUCAACAACUACGAGACGGUCGAACAAUGCAAGGCCAGCUGCAAUCCUGCAACUGAGUACGAAGCCAAGUGCCUCGCCAGGGCUGAGACCGGGCCAUGCAGGGCACACGCAAUCCUCUGGGCCUACGACCCCAAGGUUGGCGAGUGCAAGACAUUCACGUACGGUGGCUGUGACGGCAAUGACAACAAGUACCUCACCAAGAAAGACUGCGAAGAGACUUGCAAGCGCGUACGAGCAGAGCGUGUGGAAGAGUACGCUGUGGCAUCCCAAGAGCUGGACUGGAAGACCCCCGCGAAUCCCGUGUGCAAUCUGCCCCAGGAGCGUGGGCAAUGCCUCGCCUACAUGCCACGCUACUACUACAACAACGAGACAAAGCAGUGCGAACAGUUCAUCUACGGUGGUUGCCAAGGCAACGCCAACAACUUCGUGACAUUGGCCGAGUGCAGCCGGACGUGCCAUGUGAGGCACAGCGUUGGCAUACCACUCCUUGAGUCGGAACCUGAGCCCACAAACCCCGUGUGCUACGAGCCCAAGAAAGUGGGACCAUGCAGGGCCUACGUUCCUCGCUACUUCUACAACACGACCACCAAGUUCUGCGAACGCUUCAUCUACGGUGGCUGCCAAGGAAACCGCAACAACUUCCCCGAACUGGAAGUGUGCCUAAAGACCUGCAAGGUUGGAUAUCAAAACGUCACGGAGAGGCUCCUGCAGCUGAGAACUCCGCUCAAGAAUUCCACGUGCUACCUGCCGAAGGAGACGGGACCCUGCUUCGGCUACUUCCCCCGCUACUACUACAACACGACGACCAACACCUGCGAGCAGUUCAUUUACGGAGGAUGCAACGGAAACGCCAACAACUUCGAAACGCUGCGCAAGUGCCAGACCAAGUGCGGAAACAUUUCACUCACCGAUGAGCUGAUCAGAUCCAGGCUUAUCACCAAACUGGUGACCAUUGGCCCAGUCUGUGAGCUGCCCAAGGAGGUUGGCCCGUGCCGUGGUCACAUCCCCCGUUACUACUACAACACGACCACCGACACUUGCGAGAAGUUCAUCUACGGAGGUUGCCAGGGCAACGCCAACAACUUCCCAACGCUAACGGAGUGUGAGAUCAAGUGUGGUGGCUAUUUAACCUCCGAUGACCAGGCCUGGAAGAAGCCCAUCAAGAAGCCCCUUGCCCUGGAAGACAUCAUUCGUGCUAACCCAAUCCUCUCCAGGGAAACCGGUUGGCCGAGAUCGCUAGGACUGAACCCGGUCUGCAACGAGACCAAGCAACCCGGUAUGUGUGCCGGCUACUUCCCUCGCUACUACUAUGACAACGUGACCAAGAGUUGCCAGAGGUUCAUCUACGGAGGUUGCCAGGGCAACGGCAACAACUUCGUGACCCUCAAGGAGUGCAAGGAGACAUGCUGGGCAUCCCUGGAUCAGCAUUCUCUGAAGAUGGUUGAUGCCUUCGAAGCUCCAUUCUGGCCCUUCGCGCCACCUGAGGAGUGUGCCUACUCGGUUGAGGCUGGACCCUGCCAAGCGUACAUGCCUCGCUUCUUCUACAACACGCUGACCAAGACGUGCGAGCAGUUUGUCUACGGAGGGUGCGGAGGAAACGCCAACAACUUCCCCACCUUCGACGCGUGCGAGAAGAAGUGCAAGAAGGUCUCCGGAGUCGUUCCCCGUGCUUAAGAAAUAAAUUACUCCUCUGUAACGAGGAUACACUUCGGCGAA